Molecule: messenger RNA, 343 nt
Organism: Diabrotica virgifera virgifera (western corn rootworm)
Lineage: Eukaryota; Metazoa; Arthropoda; Insecta; Coleoptera; Chrysomelidae
Product: venom peptide BmKAPI-like
Exons: 2
Coding region: 30-299 (89 amino acids)
Source: RefSeq, a predicted model, not a curated record
UUUUCACUGCUGAUUUUACACUUGCAACAAUGAAGUUUUCAGUGCGAGUGUUCGUUAUAUUUUUUAUAAAUAUCAGCCUAGCAUGGGCGACUUGGAUUCAACAGGAUACCUACCACUGUGAUGAGAGCAACAAUGAAGAAUAUGAUUGCAUAUUUGACUGUCCACUGAAAUGUGAUACACUUUAUGAAAGAUGUGUAACGACUUCUUGUUUAUUCUGUCAACCAGGCUGUUACUGCAAGAAGGGAUACGCUAGGCGCAACGACGGAUGCUGUAUACCAGCCUGUGAAUGUUUCCCCUAAUUUAAAGAACUUUUUCGGAUUUAAAUAAAUGUUAGUAAUAAAAA